CAGGAGUGGGUUGAAGAGGGAGACCGCGAGUAUAUGGCGCCCGAGGUCUUGCAGGGACGGUACUCCAAGCCUGCUGAUGUGUUCAGCCUGGGCAUGAUGAUGCUGGAGAUUGUGGCCAACAUUGUGCUGCCCGACAACGGCGUCGAGUGGCAAAAGCUGCGUGAAGGGUGCUUUGACGACGCAAACUUUAUCGACCUGCCGUAUUCGUCGGAUCUCCUGGACACUAUCAAGUGGAUGCUGGCCCCUGACCCCGACAUGCGGCCCACGGCCGGCCAGAUCGUG
Linderina pennispora is the source of this 282-nucleotide messenger RNA. RefSeq names its product kinase-like protein. Lineage: Eukaryota; Fungi; Kickxellomycota; Kickxellomycetes; Kickxellales; Kickxellaceae. Gene Ontology annotation, biological process: protein phosphorylation. The transcript has a single exon. Gene Ontology annotation, molecular function: protein kinase activity; ATP binding. The annotation marks the transcript as partial. The record is from RefSeq and is a predicted model, not a curated record.